AUGGCGAGCUUUGGAAGACCCGCGCCGGUUCUGAGCAUGAUAACGAAUGAAGUGCUGAAUUUUAUUUAUAUCAACCACGGCCACCGAAUCUUCCAGUGGAAUCCCGCUAUUUUACAGCCAGUAAAACUAGAAGGAUAUGCAAAUGCCACCCAGAUAAAGGGAGGUGCCCUUGAUAAUUGUUUUGGGUUUAUCGAUGGCACUGUUAGGCCAAUCAGCCGACCAGGAGAAAAUAUACGCAUCGUCUAUGACGGGCACAAACGUGUGUAUGCACUGAAGUUUCAGUCUCUUGCCCUGCCAAAUGGUCUGAUUGCUAAUAUGUAUGGACCUGUAGGUGAGUAUGUUAAUGAAAUCCUACCUGUCUAUUCCGAUGAAUGUUUGCACUUAUAUUCAGUAAUCUGCUUGGGGUAGAUUUAGGGGCUGGCUGCGGGGACCGCUGCCACACCUUAAUGUAUGAAAUUUUGUAUUAUUUUUAACGAAUUCUUAGUAAAAUAAAUAGGACCUUUAUGGUUGCUAAGUGCCCCACCCCUUUCUUAAUUUUCUGGUUCCGCCCCUGAUUUGUAUUGGAAUAAGCAGCUUGAGGUGGUCCAAUUUUACAAUUAUCGACUCUCCUGCUUGUUGUUCGUUUGUUUGUCACGUGUUGUUGUUGUUGUUGUUUUUUUUUCACUUUUUCUUCGGAGACAGUUUUUUUCUGUUGUUUUCUUAUUGUACGAUGCUGUCGUUUUUCAGAAGGCCGGAAGCAUAUGA
Molecule: messenger RNA, 744 nt
Organism: Porites lobata
Lineage: Eukaryota; Metazoa; Cnidaria; Anthozoa; Scleractinia; Poritidae
Source: the annotation of a GenBank genome assembly